AUGCCGCUAAAAGCUAUUGAGAACUUCGCACAGCCCCCGCGUCCUCGCGACAAGGUUUACGGACGGCGGAGACAUGUACCCUUGGAGACAAGAGACACAAAUCUUCAAUUAUUUGGCGGAAGCGAUGCAAAGGAGAUCGAGAAGGCGAUAGCAACGCUCACGAUAUCACACGAUAAUACGAAGGCUGUGCGCGAGAAUGGCAGGAGCCCUGAGCGUGAGAGACAUGAGCCUGAAGCGUUGUGUUCCGCCAAACCGGCAGUCAUACACCAGGGCCAGGCGCCAGAAGGGAAGUCGAGUACCCAGCAGACUGCAGUCAGAAAGGCCAGAGGCGAGGCACGGUCCAAGCGUGUGAGAUCUCGUCGCGAUCCAAGGCUCAAGACCGCUGUUCUGUCAGAAGUGGAAUCAAUCGCCCUACGGCCUGUCCUUGCCUUCCCAAGAGUGGAAUCCACGGUACUCGAUUUUGAGAGCUUCGGUACACAGCUGACCAAGAGAUACGACAUUCUCAAACUAUCGGAAGGAUCCUACAGCGACUGCUUCGUCAUCAAACAUCCCGACCAAGCCGCAGAAGUUGCUGUGAUGAAGAUCAUCCCGUUGGACUGCGACUCGGAUCGAACGUCAAGUGUAGCGACCCACUCACAAGGGUUUCUGCGUGAAAUCAAGGUACUGUCUGCACUCGAACCCUAUCACGGCUUCGCACAAAUCUUCACCAGCCGAUUUGUCAAGGGCAGAAUGCCUGAGCGUUUCAUUCAGGCAGCUAGAAGCUGGCUUGAAGAAACGACUGAGGACGUGGACAAAACAAUAGAUCCAGGGACCAAGUUCUCCGAUGAUCAGAUGUUUGGAAUCAUUGAGAUGGGGUUUGCCGGUCGAGAUUUGGAAUUACUGACGAAGCCGUCAGCAUUCCAGGCUUUUGAUGCCUUCUGGACGACCGUCAUCUUAAUUGGCAAGGCCGAGUCGGACAUCGAGUUCGAGCAUCGUGACCUUCACAUGUCCAACAUCUGCUUCAAGCCGGGCAAGGAUGGAAGGGACGAUGUUUCUGAUGACUUUGUCCAGAGCAUCAAAACCGUGCCGGACUCGAUUCUAGGCUUAUCCGGUUUGGACAUUAGUAUCAUCGACUACACACAUUCGCGGAUGAAGUACUCGUCAAGCGAUGAGGUUCUUUUUAACCCAGAGGCACCGUUCUCGGAAGCGGAGCUUGUAGAGCUUGCUAGAGACACACGGCUGGGUGACCAGACGGACACAGUGAUCAAGGCGGACGAAUGCAUGUCACGUCAAGCCAGGGACAGCUCAGGGGGAGCACCCAAGUACUCCGCCUUUACGCCCAAAACGAACGUUAUAUGGUUGUCGCACGUACUGAAUCAGCUCACGCUCCGCGCACGCGCAGGGAGGAAUUGGUCAAGCAUAGCAGGGAGCUCGUCAUGCGCCAAGCGGAUGCAGGCGGGGAUGUGGGAGAGUCUGGUGGAAGUCAAGAAGUGCAUCGGGUCCAGCGACCUGGACGCUCUGCCCACCAGCGCGGAGGAAUUACUGCUCCUGGCCAUAGAAAAGGGCUGGAUCAGCAAAUGCGACGUGGACUCUUUUUCGGCCCGUCUCAACAGCGGUUCGCAAACGCCUUGA
Cyphellophora europaea CBS 101466 is the source of this 1611-nucleotide messenger RNA. RefSeq lists its product as uncharacterized. The coding region runs from base 1 to 1611 and encodes 536 amino acids. Gene Ontology annotation, biological process: mitotic cell cycle; intracellular signal transduction. Gene Ontology annotation, molecular function: histone H3T3 kinase activity. The transcript has a single exon. Gene Ontology annotation, cellular component: cytoplasm; nucleus. The record is from RefSeq and is a predicted model, not a curated record. NCBI's taxonomy places the organism in Eukaryota, Fungi, Ascomycota, Eurotiomycetes, Chaetothyriales, Cyphellophoraceae.